This is a messenger RNA of Fusarium musae, 1275 nucleotides long. RefSeq lists its product as uncharacterized. The transcript has 2 exons. The coding region runs from base 1 to 1275 and encodes 424 amino acids. The record is from RefSeq and is a predicted model, not a curated record. Lineage: Eukaryota; Fungi; Ascomycota; Sordariomycetes; Hypocreales; Nectriaceae.
AUGACUUCUCAGUCGGGCUCCGAUGGGGCUUUUCGCCAGUAUCUUCCCGACCUGAACCAGCCGCGCUUUCAGAAUAUGAAGAAGCAGGAUUCUUAUGAAUAUGCUGAUAUUUUCAAGAAAGAGGGCCAACCGCCUUGGCUUCAUGGAUUGUACCUGCACUGGCGUAAUUUGUUCCAGGAGCCUUACAAGGGCGUCACAAAUGAUGGUGUCGUCAGAGAUGGUUUAUUUGAGCUGCAAGACGAUGGCAUACCCAUCGACACCAUCGUCGAGGCCGCAAAAGACCUCUGCGCCAGCCUGAGCCAGGGUCAGAAGCGCAAGACAUGCUAUCAUAUCGACAGCCCUGAAUGGCGCUCAUGGUCAAACCCCGAGUUCCUCCUCAGCGACAAAGGAAUUCGUCUCGAUGAACUCUCAAACGACCUAAGGUCCAAAACACUUAAAGUUCUGGAACUCACGCUCUCGCCAGAAGGAUACCAAAAAGCCCUUGGAGCCAUGCGUGUGAAUCACUUCCUAGGCGAACUGGUCGAGACGCCCGCCAUCAUGAACGAAUUCUCCUACAAUUUCGUUCUUUUCGGUGAACCAUCGACAUCUCGGCCUUGGGGGUAUUCAUUCUACGGGCAUCAUCUAUGUCUCAACAUCUUCCUGUACAAGACCCAGAUUGUGGUGUCGCCAUGGUUCACGGGCGCGGAGCCUAAUCUUAUUGAUGAGGGACCUUACAAGGGUACAAGAAUUCUGGACAGAGAGGAAAGUCUCGGAUUGCGUCUAAUGCAGAGUCUUUCACCAGAGCUGCAACAAGCUUCGCAAUUGUAUAAACUUAUGAAGGAUCCUGCGAUGCCCCAUGGACGGUGGAAUCAUGAUGAUCAACGCCACCUCUGCGGUGCUUACCGCGAUAACAGAAUCGUUCCCUACGAGGGAAUUCUCGUGUCUGAUAUGUCAACCGAACAGCAGGACUACAUCCUCGGCAUUGCGAAUGAGUUCUUCCUUUAUUUACCAGACAAAGCGAGGAAGCUGCGCCUGGAAUUGCUGAAGAAGUGGUUCCAUGAGACGUAUUGGUGCUGGAUUGGAGGCUUCGGUGAUAAUGACCCUUUUUACUAUCGGAUCCAAAGCCCAGUGGUUAUUUUUGAGUUUGAUCACCAUUCAGGUGUUUUCCUGAAUAAUGAGGAACCGGCAAAGUUUCACAUUCAUACGCUUAUGAGGACGCCGAAUGGAGGGGACUAUGGUAUGGCGCUGAGGCCGUUGAUACCGGGGAUUAAGCAGGAGUUUCUCUGGGAGGGGUAG